This is a messenger RNA of Peronospora belbahrii, 531 nucleotides long. The record is from the annotation of a GenBank genome assembly. NCBI's taxonomy places the organism in Eukaryota, Oomycota, Peronosporomycetes, Peronosporales, Peronosporaceae.
AUGGCAGCGUUGCUGUGGCUGCUGCUGUUUCUCCUGGCUUUUGUAAUAGCUCUUGCUAGCAGCACGAGACUGCGCAAGAAUGCUUUCAUCUGGUUCUCUUACGCGACUAUCACGGGCUGGUAUUAUUUCCGCGUGCUGCACAAGAAAUAUUCAAACGACAACAAGAAGAAGGACGUGGCGAUGCCCCCUCGCUCUAGCAGCAGCAGUAGCAGUAAGAACCGAGCGCCAUUCUCCACAAGAGCUGUCAAGGGGGUACCAGACCCUGGCCUGGUCUACUUUGAGCCUCGCGAGGUGGUCGAGCGGCGCCAGUUGGAGCAGCUGGAGCUCAGCGGCUCGAGCCAUUUGAGCGACUCGACCUCCAGUGGUGACUUUGAUGUGUCCGAUUCGACCCCCAGAAAACGCAAGAGAGGAAGACUGUUUCGCAGCCGACGGAAGGCUGCGGCUGAAGAGGCCAUGCGACGCGUGAGUGACACGAGCUCUGCAGAUUUGCUCACCAACUCGGGCGCGUCUGAUUCGAAUGUUUCCCCAUGA